Molecule: messenger RNA, 558 nt
Organism: Solanum verrucosum
Lineage: Eukaryota; Viridiplantae; Streptophyta; Magnoliopsida; Solanales; Solanaceae
Exons: 2
Coding region: 1-558 (185 amino acids)
Source: RefSeq, a predicted model, not a curated record
AUGGAGUUACUUAAAGAUUAUGAUGUGACCAUUCAGUACCAUCUGGGCAAGGCUAAUGUGGUGGCAGACGCUUUAAAUCGAAAAGUGGUGAGUAUGGGUAGUUUAACUUGCUUGAGUGUAUCCAAGCGACAUUUAGCUAAAGAAAUUCAGACUUUAGAGUCUAAGUUCAUGCAAUUGGGCAUCUCAGAAAGAGGUGGGGUGAUAGCUAGUAUUGAAGUAAGGGCCACUUUCAUUGAAGAGAUCAAGGCCAAACAAUUUGAGGAUGAGAAUUUGGAGAAGUUUAGGAAGAAGAUUGUGAUUGGAAAGGCACAAGAGACCACUCUUGAUGAUGAUGGUGUACGCAUUUUCAAAGGGAGAAUAUGUGUUCCUAGAGUAGAUAACUUGAUUGAAAAGUUGUUGGCAGAGUCUCAUGCGUGGCUGCUGCAGCGGGUUGAUGGUCGUUGUGGCAGGUACGACAAGACUCAAAAUCGUAAACGAAAGACGAAUAACUCACUGUUACACGAAAGCCGCUGGGGCAGGGGUUCUGGUCGCUUUGGCGGGGCCGCUACAACAGGGUGA